GGCACCCGGACAGGUCUGCCCUACCGUACACUGUACCGUACGGUGUUGGUUCUAAUGUACAGAACGUAGUGCUGUACUACUUUGCACUAGGGGUUCGAUCACAAAAACAGUUGUCUUUAGGAAGAUUCGUUCGACUGCCUAGCCUCAACAACAGAAAGAGCUUCGCAACGAUUCAACGAGAUUCAACGAGACUAGACUAGACUAGACUAGCCUAACCCAGACUCGACUCGAAAGCGAAGAAUUGGUGCUGGCAAUCCGCAAGCAACCAAGCAAAGGCAACAGCAAGAGGAAGCGAGAAGAAAACCUCCCGUCCAUUGCCACCCGUUCCAUCCACCCGCCCGUCCAUUCGUCCUAUCCAUCAUGACCCUGCCCACGCUCUCGAUCGUGGUCGCCGUACUGGCGGUSGCCAUARUGGCUGUGUACCAGUUCCUGAAAUCGUGGGCGGAAACCGCGUACGACUUUUACAAGAACGACCCGCCCUCGCAGUGCGACAUUGAUUCCUUUGUGAGCACGUCCGAGUACAACUCCAACCCCCCCAACAAGCUCAAGGUGUCUCUGAUGCACAAGAUCCAGUGCCGCGGRCUGAAGGGCCGGACCGCCCGGACCACCCCCGUGGAACUGGUCUGUACCAAGUCGCCCCACGUCGAGGGGCUGUACGUGAGCCGCCAGGCCGAGUCCGAGGGCGGGGAACCCGCCAAGGAGCCCACGGUCCCCAUCGGGGACGUCCUGGCCACCAAGCAGCCGGGCCACGAGGACAAGCCGCCSGUGGUGGUGGUAACCAUCCGAAUGGGCUUUGGCCACCACCGCAUCGCCUACUCGGCCUGUUCCUGGGCCAUGGAGCGGGGGCACACCACCAUCUUUCACGACUUUUUGAACAUCGAGAGCGCCGAGUCCGAUCUCAUCAAGACCGUCGAUCAGUUCUACUCGAAGGGUUCCCGCCUGGCCUCGGAGCUCGGGAGCCACGUCGAAAAGGUGUGGGGCCAGUUGAUGAAGGGUGGGGACGCCGACGCCCUCCGGGCCGCCGCCCUGACGGGGGCCCAGCUGAUGCCACUCCUCAAAACCUUCCCGAAGGACACGCCCAUUGUCUGCACCCACCAGAUCUGUGCCCUCGUGGCKGCCGCAGCCGGCUUUACCAACGUGGUCAACCUGGUGGUGGACAACUAUCCGCAGUGGUUUUUGGUGGUCCCCAAGACACUGAACAUUACCCAGGGUGCGUUGUCGUCRUUGUUGUUUUUGAUGUUGUUGAUGUUGGUAUUUGUUAUCUACCGCAGGCACAGUUUGGUCGCUGACRUGUUCCUUUGCUCACAUUAAUUUGGGUGCGUUGCCAUUUUUUAAUGAUAURUUCAGGCCCCGUCAACUACCAGAGUUAUCUGCGAAUGGGCGUUCCGGCUUCGGAAUUGCGGCUGGCCGGACACUGGUGCCCCGCUGAUUUGGUGAAAAACAUCGGAACCGAUUGCAACCGCCGCAUUGCCAGGGCGAAGGACUCGGGAAACAAACCCCGCCGUUUGCUGAUCCCCGUAGGUGGCGCGGGUGCGCAAAAAUCAUUCAUCAUCAACUUCAUCGAAGCGGUAGAACCCUGGAUCCGUCGCGGAAAACUUCAAUUGUUCCUGAACGCCGGCGAUCACAAACACAUGAAAACAGCAUUUGUAGAAGUCCUGGACAAGGUCGGACUCGAAUACGACACCGUAACCAAGACCAAGGGCGUCUACGAUUUCCAGUCCAGAUUGCUUGAACCCGGUGCCGAACCCGACAAGGCCGUUACCCUCUUUGCUUUUGACGAUUAUUUCCCRGCCGUCGCCACCACCGAUCUGCUCUGCCGCGUUGCCGAUAUCCUGACCUGCAAGCCCAGCGAGCUCGCCUUUUAUCCCAUCCCCAAGCUGCACAUUCGCCGAGUCGGGGACCACGAGGCCUAUUCCGCCAUUCGUGCCGCGGAGGUCAACGACGGGAGUCUCGAGGCCCGCGAAAUCAGCGACGCCCUCCGGUACCUUGAACUCCUGUGCGACAGCACCUGUGAUUUGCUGCCGAGCUGGAACCAGGCCGUCAUUGACAACCAGACCAAGCUCGGUAUGUACGAUGGCUGCAAGAACGCCGUGAAGUGGGCGUGCGGCGAACAGUGAGCAGGAUCAGCACAACCGCAUAAUGAUCGAAAUGCAGCACGUGURCGUUACAACCUGGACACAGAUUGUGUUCGGAUUCGAAAGAGGGAGUGGUCGAAUCACAGGAAAUCGACCAACCAAAGGAAGAGAGGAYGAGCAUCAAUUCUGUGAAGCCGAUUGAAACCUAGUUUAAUAGAAUAGUGGUGCAUGCGUCUGUUGUGAGCGUAGUCUUUAGUGUU
Pseudo-nitzschia multistriata is the source of this 2335-nucleotide messenger RNA. Lineage: Eukaryota; Bacillariophyta; Bacillariophyceae; Bacillariales; Bacillariaceae. The record is from the annotation of a GenBank genome assembly.